AUGAGCUCAAAAGUCUUUAAUAUAAAUGAUUUUAACAAAGAUACUAUCUUAAUGAAAACGAAAAAAUUAAAAAAAUUAUGCAUUAAUAAGGAGAAUGUAAGUAGCUAUCAUAUAAAUGUGUUAAUAGAAAUAUUAGAAUAUUUUUUUGAAAAAUAUGAUGACUGUUUUUUAUCAUCUAUUGUAUGGGAAGUGGUUGAUAAAAUUAUUAUUUUGGAAAAUACUAUUGAGGAAAAAAAAAAAAUUGACGUAGAUUUAGAUACAUCAAAGAGAUUAUGUGAAUUUAUUUUUAGUAAACUAAUUUAUUAUACAAAUUAUGAAAAUGAAAACUUGGCUUAUUUAUUUAGUUUCAAUUGUUUAAGAAGGCAUUUAUGUUCAAUAAUAAGUUCAUUUUUAAAUUUUAAUAGUUCUAGCUUUAGGAGAAAAAUUGAAACUUCAUUUACAGAAGAAUUAAUAGAUUUAAUCAGACGAAUAUUUGAAAAAAUAAAAAUAGAAAAUGAUUUAGAGUUGAAAGUAUCUUAUACAGAGUUUUUAUGGAGAUCAUUUAGGAGGGUAGAUUUAAGCUCAUUUAAUAUGGAGGAUUUUCAUAUAAAUAAAGAAACAAUAGAGAAAUUAAAAAAUUUUAAAAUUUUAAAAUUCGAUGAAGAAUGUAUAAAUUGGUUGAUGGAAGAAAAUUUUAUAGAUAACAAAUGUAUCAUUGAGAAAGGGUCAUUUAUGAUAACUGCUAAUAAAAAUUAUGUAACUAAAGAUUUUAUAUGGUGUUAUAUAGGAAGAUGUUCUAUAUUUAUAUACUAUGAUAAUGAGGAAGAAAAUGAAAAAUACAAAAUAGAAGUUCCUUAUUAUCAUAUAACAUCAAUAUGUUUUAAAAAUAAAAAUUUGUUUACAAUGGAAUGUAAAUCUAUAGUUGAUCAGACAAAUAUUUUUUGCCUCUGGGGUGAUGAUAUAAGAAGUUCAAUUGACUAUGAAAUAAUAAAUAAGUUCACAUUGUCUCUUGAAAUUAAAAAAGUUUCAAAAGAAGUAAAAAAGGAGUUAAAUAAUCUAUUAGAUAAAAUAAAUAAAAAAUUAGAAACUAAAGAAAAUAAAGAUGAAAAGAUAUGUUCUCAAAUCUAUACUUAUAAUAGUGGGUACAAAAAUGAAGAUAAAUAUAAGAUGACUAUUACUGAUAAAAAAAAUAUAAAAGAACAAUUUGAUGAAACUUUAUUUUUUUCAAAAGAACCACUUAUUGAUAAGGAAAUUAGAGACAAGCUUUUAAAAAACAACACAGGAAAAAGAAUAGAAACAUUAAAGUAUGAAGAAAAAAAUAAAAAACUUAUAGAAAAGGAUAUAUUAAAAUCUGAAGGGUCAUUAGAAAUAAAAAGUUAUAUAAAAGGAUAUGAAAAUAAAAAUGAUUUUAAAAAAAAGUUGGAGAAUAAUAGUUUGUUGAUUGAUCAUAAUUUUAAAUUAGAUUUAAACAUACCACAAACGAAAUUAGAAAUUCAGAAUGCCUUAGAAAGAGAUAGUGAUACAGAAAUAAUAAUAGAGAAAAUUAUUUCUUGUCAUAAAGAAAAAAAGGAAAAAUUUAAAAUGAAUUUAAAAAAAAGUUUUGCUGAUGCUCUUAGUGAAAUAGACAGCAAAAUUAAAUUAUUAGUAGAGAAACAAAAAAUAAGAAGAGAAGAACUAAACAAGAAAUAUGAAAAAAAAAAAAAAAAUAUUAUUUCAAGUACUGAGAAAGAGAUAAAUAUAUUUACCAAAGAGAUAAACGUUUUAAUGGAAAGUAUAAAAAAAAUUAACGUAAAUAAAAAUGAUAUAAAAAAACUAUAUGAAGAGGGGAAGUCGAUUCUUUCAGCAAGCGAAAUAUUAAAUAAAAGCCAAAUACUUGUCAGGAAAAUAAAAGACAAUUUAGAAAAAAUGAAUACGGAUAUAAUGGAGAAAGAAAAUGAAUAUAAUAAAAGAAAAAAAUUAUGUUUUAAAGCUUUAGUUACAGCUUAUGAAUAA
Messenger RNA from Plasmodium gallinaceum, 1971 nucleotides. RefSeq names its product conserved Plasmodium protein, unknown function. The transcript is spliced from 15 exons. Bases 1 to 1971 code for a protein of 656 amino acids. The record is from RefSeq and is a predicted model, not a curated record. NCBI's taxonomy places the organism in Eukaryota, Apicomplexa, Aconoidasida, Haemosporida, Plasmodiidae.